Miscanthus lutarioriparius is the source of this 1332-nucleotide messenger RNA. The record is from the annotation of a GenBank genome assembly. NCBI's taxonomy places the organism in Eukaryota, Viridiplantae, Streptophyta, Magnoliopsida, Poales, Poaceae.
AUGGCUCACACGGGUGCCGCCACGGGUGCCUCAAAUCGAACAAUUGCUGAAAUGGAUAGAGAAUUUGAUGAGCUUGCCUCUGCUUUAUCCAAAGAUCCAAGGGACCAAUUGACCUCUGGUAUAGGUGAAAUAACAACCAUGUUACGUUCGCGUGGCUCUCGAACUGACAAUGAACGUGAUCAAUUUGAUUCAGAUGUGGCAAAGGAUGAAAAUAAUCAAAUAAAUGCUGCAACACACAACACUAAAGGACUUGCUAAGAGUGGAAGAAAACUUACAAUUAACAAUCAACUUCACAAGAGAAGAGCAAAAGGAAAGCAUAUUGAUAUAAAGUUCCCUAAAGAAUUUGCAAAAGUGUGUGGAGAACAUGCUAGUUUAUUUAAAAGUGAGAUAACAGUUCUUAUAAGAACUGUACCACUCCAAGUGAAGAAGUGGAGGGACAUGGAUAAGUUUCAUCCUGGUACUACUACAUCUAUUUGGAGAAAACUGAAGCAAAAGUUUUCUGAGCUUUCAGAAGAAGAUAAAGAUUGUGCCAUGAGACAAGUAGAGAGUCAAUAUAAUAAUCGGCGUUACCGUCUACUUCAAGCUUACCGAAACAACAAGCCAAGGCCACAACAUGUCUCACCAGAAGGUUGGCAAUGGUUGAUAAGGAAUUUGUGGACGGAUGAUGAUUUUCAGAAAAGGAGCAACCAAAACUCUAUCAACAGAGGAAAGCAAGAGAUGGGGUCCAAAGUAGGAACUAGAUCAAUUGCUCAAAUCGCUUACGAUCUGCGAGACCCAGAAACUGGUGAAUGGUCUACUGCUAUGCAAGUUUGGAAGGCUACAUAUCAAAAGGCUGAUGGGACAUGGUCCAUUCCAACGGGUGAAGAAAUAAUGACCAAACUACAUGAAGCAGCUAGGAUACAUCAAGAAAAGAUUUCUUCUGCACCCAUGCCAAUAGUGGAGCACUUCGCAUUAGUUCUUGGUCGAAAGCCAAACCAUUCACGUGGUGUUGGCAUUCGUGCUGUGAACCAAGUGGCUGAGGAAAGAAUCAGAUUGCAAGCGCAAAUUGAGGCUUCAGAACAGCGUGAAGCUGCAGCUCAAGCACAUGCAGAUGCUGCUGAGAAACGUGCUGAGGCUGCUGAGCAACGAGCACAAGCUUUGGAAGGCCAAGUUUCCAUGGUGGUCGAAACAAAUGCACAACUGCAAGAAGAGCAGCAAUCCCAAUGUGAUGAGAUGAGUUCUUUGCGUCAAGCACAGAGUGGAGAAGUUGCUCGCCUAGUGAGAGAACAACUUGAUCAUCAGAUGGCUGCAUUAAUUGCACGCAUUGGUGCCUCGCAGCCUCCAGCAUCUUAG